Messenger RNA from Argentina anserina (silverweed cinquefoil), 1071 nucleotides. Its product is annotated as glycine-rich cell wall structural protein-like. The record is from RefSeq and is a predicted model, not a curated record. The transcript has a single exon. Bases 1 to 1071 code for a protein of 356 amino acids. Lineage: Eukaryota; Viridiplantae; Streptophyta; Magnoliopsida; Rosales; Rosaceae.
AUGGCUGCUAGGUCUGUGUCUGUAGUUAUGUUGUUUGCGGUGGUCAUGAGCUUCACCCAGUCAGUACAAGGAAGGAAGUUACUCGAGCUAGAUGAACCUCAUCACCACAAGGAUGGUGGUGGAAAAAAAGUUAAAAAACCACUCUGGUUUUUUGAUGGGGUUCCGAGUUCGGCUGGUUCUGCAGGUGGAAAAGGGUAUAGUUUUGGCCACUCUUUCAGUUUCGGCAAGGGAUCAUACGGUUAUAGUUAUGGCACUUCUGGGAAACCUGGUGCUGGUUAUGGAAAACCUGAUUGUAUCGGGAAAGAUGGAGGAACCGGACAUGGAGUAAAAGGUAGUUCCAGUGGAAGUCGUGCGAAGCAACAUAAGAAAAAGGAAAAGGAGCAUCAUCAACAUAAAGGAAGUGGGGGUGGUAUUGGAGGCGCAACAGGGGGAGGCAUCACAAAAGGAGGCGGUGUUGGUCGAAGCAGUGGACAUGGAGGGAAAGGUAGCAAAGGUGGUAUUGGGAAAGGGAUAGGAGGCCGCGGUGUUGGGGGCGGAGCUGGUGGAGGUAUCGGGGGAGGAGCUGGUGGGGGCAUCGGGGGUGGUGGCAGCGGGGGCGGUGUUGGUGGAGGCAUCGGGGGCGGAGCUGGUGGAGGCAUUGGGGGAGGAGCUGGUGGAGGUGGGGGUGCUGGGGGCGGUGUUGGGGGCGGAGCUGGUGGAGGCAUUGGGGGAGGAGCCGGUUGGGGUGCUGGGGGUGGGGCAGGUGGAGGCUUUGGCGGGGGAGCUGGUGAAGGCAUCGGGGGCGGACCAGGUGGAGGCAUUGGGGGAGGAGCCGGUUGGGGUGCUGGGGGUGGCGCAGGUGGAGGCUUUGGCGGCGGAGCUGGUGGAGGUGUUGGGGGCGGACCAGGUGGAGGCUUUGGUGGGGGUGGUGGCGCUGGCGGUGGCUUUGGAGGAGGUACUGGUGGAGGUAUCGGGGGUGGUGCUGGUGGAGGCUUCGGAGGUGGAAUUGGCGGAGGCGUUGGGGGUGGUGUUGGUGGCGGAUUUGGAGGAGGGGUAGGUGGUGGAGGGGGAUUUGGUGGUGGCCAUCAUUAA